Messenger RNA from Paracoccidioides lutzii Pb01, 561 nucleotides. RefSeq lists its product as hypothetical. The coding region runs from base 1 to 561 and encodes 186 amino acids. The transcript has 2 exons. The record is from RefSeq and is a predicted model, not a curated record.
AUGGCCCCAGUCUCAUUGUCUGCGAAAUAUCUGCAUCUGUUGCUACUUCUCUUCCUCCACACCGCCGUUACCAUUUCCUCUACAUCCCCAAAUGAAAACGCAAACAACUCUCAAUCACUGUCAAGAGAACAAAACAUCUCAUACCCACCCACAACGUCUCUUCCACCUCAGCCAAAGUACAUUCCGAAAUGUCAAGAUCCAGCUUCAGACAAAUCAUGCCCCAUCGACAUACACUCGCAGAACGCAUCUUCAGAAACCACAUCAGCAACAACUGUACCUAAAGAACCGUGGCUAAAGGAACUCCCGUCGCUCCGCCCGACACAAACUUUUCUCUUGGGUCGGGUAGAUGAAAUUAAAACGGUACUGCCGGGCCCGACCUCUGGAUAUGGUGUUGGUGUGCAUGAUCUUAACAGAAAUGGCGGUAAUAGGUUUGUUAAUAAUGCUGGUGUUUAUGUGGCGGGUUUUAUUUUGAAUAGAGAUUCUGCGAUGAUGAACACGGGAAAGAAGAAGAGGGCGGGACGGCUAGAGUCCAGAGUUAUCAUGGAUGAAAACCAAUAUUAG